AUGUUCGCAGUGAACUUGUUGGAUGCUUUGGCGGAGGCAGCCGUUCUUCUCAUGUUUGAUUUGGCUCCAACCUCCACAUGCGGCGAUGAGGACAGCGAUGGCGACUUCGGCAGGGCGCGAUUUACAGGGGUGAACAGCUGGAGUUCGUUGGACUCCUGCAUCCCGCGAAGUCAUAUGAAUGCAGUGACAUCCGUAAACAACAGUACGUUGACCCCACCACAAUCCCCGUCAAUUGCCAGCGGCAGUUUUGUACAAUUGACCACGGAGGAGCUUCAGACGUCGUUAUUAGAGUCGCCAAUAGGUGGCUUAGAUCACCAUUGCCGGAGCACGGAGCAUGAACGUGGCAGCAGUCUGGCAAGCACGAUUUCCGGUUGGACUGUACCUGUACGGUCACUUCGGCCAAAUUAA
Molecule: messenger RNA, 408 nt
Organism: Trypanosoma cruzi
Lineage: Eukaryota; Euglenozoa; Kinetoplastea; Trypanosomatida; Trypanosomatidae
Exons: 1
Coding region: 1-408 (135 amino acids)
Source: RefSeq, a predicted model, not a curated record